UAAAAAGCAGUUCAAAUUUUAAGCUUGUAGAAGCUAGAGAUUCAAAUGUAAUCGAUACUUUGUAGUAGUGCUCGUAUUUUUUUUUCAUACACUAACUUAUUAAAAUAUAUAUAAAUAUAAAGUGGCGGUUUAGUUAUGUAGUUCAGCUAUAAUCGUUAUAUGUAUUCAUAUUUACUACACAUUCCGGUAAAAAUGGAAUUAAUUGAAAAUAGCAAUUAUACCACUAAAGUGACAAGUCAAAACAUUUGUUUUCCCUACUUCCCAGAGGAAUACCAAUCUAGUACAGCAAGUAGCAAUGAAUUCGUGUUGGGAGCCGUAAUAGGCAUUAUAUUUACCAUUUUUAUGAGAUACUACUUGAGCACGAGUAUCCCGAGUCAUAAGUGUCAUAAUCUCCAGUUUUUAACAACCAAUAGAUCCCGUUACUUAUUUUCCAUACUAUGUCUUCUAAUGUCCACGGUGUUAUUACCCCUUCUGGCCGUAGUCGUUAUUAUAUUUGGCACAUACAGACUCCUGGUGCACUUAAUUUUAAAGCAGAAGUACGGAAAAAAAUAUGGAGGACUAGUAUCAGGUCGAGACGUUAUAUGGGUAGUGGAAGACCAGUCGAAAAAUCUUAUAAACGGAGUCAUGAUAGUGGAAGAACGGGACGACCUGGAUAAAACUGUCCCAGAAGCGGUCCGAGACCGUGUAAUCAAAGAGAUAAUGAUAGGCAACCUAAGAGACUCAAAAUUUACUUCGACGAUCCACCGGAAGUUUGGCUAUCUCUAUUUACUUAAGGAUACGGUACAUCCUUCGGAAUAUAUAUCGGAAUUUGAUACCGACGAUCCCAACCAAGAGUUCAUGACACACGAAGAACUGAGGAAGAAACUAUCAGAAGUGGGAAACUUACCAUUGCCCAAAAAUCACUCGGUUCACAUGGAAGUGCUGAUAGGUAAAAAACCGAUACUUUGGAAGAAGACAGACACCAAAAAAUGCUAUGCCUGCAUCUUCAAAGUCCACCACAGUCUUGCCGAUGGUAUAUGCAUCCUUCAAAUCCUUACCAACUGCUUCACAGACGGUCCAAUUAAAGUCAAAGAAACAUUGGACACAUCCCAUGAGUACAUUACCGGUAACAAUAACAACAACAACAAUAACAACAUCACCAGAAAAGCGAAGACAACCAACGACAAAGUUGACAAAUUUAAAGAAGACACGUAUUGGAACGUUGUCCAAAAUGUAAUUAAAUUUUUGGGAGAGCAACUGCUUGGUAACAUGAUCAUAUUAAUUUUUGGACCGACCACAUUAGCCAUACAACUUUGGAUGAGGCCCACAGAUGUUAAUCCUUUGCAUGGACCAGAGUUGAGCGGUGAAAAGUCCUUCUACUGGAAGACUGAGGAUGACGAAGAACUUGUUGAGUUGACAAGAACAUUACGCAAAAGAAUCCCAGGAGCGUCAUUUUUGGACAUAUUAUUCACGGCAGUUUCCGCAAGUUUCCACGAAUAUUUCCAAAAGAAAUCUAAAAGUCUACCAAAGUAUCUAACAGCUGUAGUCCCAGCAAGGAUGAACGUAAAAGAAGUCGAACAACUGCAAACGGAUAAGUUCGUAUUUACUAACAAUUUCACCGUGGGGUUGUUCAAUAUGCCAGUAGAAGUUCCUAAACCCCAUCAUAUUUUUAGUAGCAAAACCGUGGUACUAUCCCGACUACGAGAAACCAUGAAACAAACCCAUAUGCUAAGGCAUUCAAUUGACUUUCACAUAAACUAUUGGGUGAUGACGGUAUUUAACGCAAUUAUACCAGUUCCAUUUCUGUACCCGUUAUUCAGAUUUCCCCACUGUACCAUGAUUUUCAGCAACUUGCCUGGUCCAGAAGCCUUUACUGUUUUUGAUAAAUUGAUACUUCGUGACCUGAUUUUUUGGCUACCCAAUAGGGGCUAUAUAGGUGUAGGUGUUUCGUGUUUAAGUUAUGAUAAGCGAUUUCAACUUGGGCUCAUAGUGGACAAAGCACUUUUUGGAGAAGACGAUGAUCUACAAACAAUUUUGGAUAAUGUCCCGAAAUAUUUAAGAAAAUUGGAAAAAGAAACCGCUGUUGGGAUACAUGUGUGAUAAUAGGAAAAGAUCUAUCUCCAGUUAAUCCAACUGUAUAUAUGUGUAAGUAUAUUGGAUAUAUUAGAAGACUGAAAAAAAAAUGAUUUGGGCAGUGCAGAUAAGAAAACAAUGGAUUUUGAAAACAGACAAUGGGAAAAUGUUAGAUUACAUAGAGUAAAAGUAAAUAUGUAAGCCAAAUAAAUAAAGUGUUACAAGAACACGAAAAUUUGCCCAGCGCAAUUUUAUAUUUACGAAAGUUAAAUAAAUACGUACAUAAUA
This is a messenger RNA of Agrilus planipennis (emerald ash borer), 2340 nucleotides long. RefSeq lists its product as uncharacterized. Gene Ontology annotation, molecular function: long-chain-alcohol O-fatty-acyltransferase activity; diacylglycerol O-acyltransferase activity. Gene Ontology annotation, biological process: triglyceride biosynthetic process. The transcript is spliced from 6 exons. NCBI's taxonomy places the organism in Eukaryota, Metazoa, Arthropoda, Insecta, Coleoptera, Buprestidae. The record is from RefSeq and is a predicted model, not a curated record. Gene Ontology annotation, cellular component: plasma membrane. Bases 160 to 2079 code for a protein of 639 amino acids.